This is a messenger RNA of Triplophysa dalaica, 638 nucleotides long. RefSeq names its product tetratricopeptide repeat domain 32 (gene ttc32). The record is from RefSeq and is a predicted model, not a curated record. The coding region runs from base 59 to 466 and encodes 135 amino acids. Gene Ontology annotation, molecular function: protein binding. Lineage: Eukaryota; Metazoa; Chordata; Actinopteri; Cypriniformes; Nemacheilidae. The transcript has 3 exons.
GAAGAAGAAGAAGAAUUCCGUUUCUUCUCUUCUUGCUGCCAGCUGAAAAAACAUUUUCAUGGAGGACAUCGACCUGGUUUUACAAAAAGCACACCAUGAGUUCAACAAUAAAAAAUAUAAGCGAGCGGAGGAAUUAUACACACAGUUCAUUGAGUCAUGCACUAAAACGAGAGAGUGCAAUGCUCAUAAUUUGGCCAUCGCUUAUAAUAACAGAGGACAGGUGAAGUAUCUAAGGGUGGAUUUCUAUGAAGCUAUGGACGAUUACACCUCUGCCAUUCAAAUCAACAAUCAGUAUGAAGUCCCACUUUAUAACAGGGGAUUAAUACGUUAUAGAUUGGGCUUUUUCAAGGAGGCCGAGAGUGACUUUCGGAAAACUCUGGAUCUAAAUUCUGAUUUUAAAGACGCUAAAGAAAGUUUAAGACGGACACUACUGGACAGUGAAGAAAAAUCAAACAGAGGCUACUGAUGCGCCUUGUAUUUGGACGUCUUUACUAACAUUACAGUUCAUUUGUACAAAUUUAAUUAAUUUUUGAUUUGCACUGUAUGGUUGUGUGGUUUGAAGUUGAAUAUUAAAAUUACCGUUAAAUGUGUUAUUUUAUCUGGAAAACCUGAAUACUAUAAAUGAUACAAAACACUGU